GAACAAAGUGUGAACAAAUUUAAAUACGUGUAAAAUCACUAAAAUGUUCAAUUCUUGUGAAAAUUAAAAAAAAAAACACUAACAUUUAUAAUUCUACGUAAACAGGAAAUUUUCAGUGCGAUAUAUUUUUAACAUAGAAUGAUUUCGGGCCCAGAGGCUACAUUCAUAAAUAUUAGAUAUCUUUAACGUGGUAUCGAUAUCUUAUCAGUUUCAGUGAAGUUACUGUUACCGCAAAACAAAAGCAAAUUAUUUACAACAAAAAGGAAAUUUUCUAAACCGCACUGUGGAUUACGCGUUUUACUUAAAUAGAUAUUGCGAAAUUCGCUUAUUUCAAUUAUGGAAGUCGUCAAAACAGACCACCUCUACAUGCAAUUAAAUUCAUCGGAACUAGAAGCCAUUAUAAAGAAAGAUUCUCCUAAUUCCAACGAUCGAGACGCGGGCUUUUGUUCUGCAAGUUCGGAAAGCGAAGGCGGCGAUGACUUGACGUUAGAGCAUGCACGUAGCGCUAGUCCCAAUAUAGGACUGACGGAAGACUAUGGCGCACUCAAAGAACAAUCAGUUGUGCUGGUCCGCAAUAAACGAAAGAGCAUGGAACCAUCAAAAGUCGUAGAACCUACUUUGACAUCGAAUCACUUUUCCCCAGCAGCUACUAGGUCAUACGGCGCAGCGGCGGGUCCGCUUAAAAAGCGAAUAAGGUAUACAUCUUCGGCUGACUCGGCGGUGAUGUUGACCCCACCAGCUCUUCUGUCCCCACCAAACAUUACCAACCUGAAGUUACUCUCUGCGUCAGUUUGGGAUCCUAGUCAAUUGUUGCCAUGUGAAAUAAUGUCAAAUCCUGCGCAAAUUUUCGUGCGGCAUCCAGGCGUCACAACGCUACAUCGCGCAAUCGCAUUGACAGCGGAGCCGGAACAGCAAGAACCGUUGGCGUUGGUAGCAAAGAAGCCGCAAUACCAUAACGAUGAAACCGUUGCACUGCAGUUGCACUCCAGCCUCCAGGAUACCAAGGGUACUAUAACACCCAAAAAUGCAUCUAAAACUUGCAGCGAAGCACCCCUUGAACAAAACAUUUAUGAUAUAUGCAAAGAUCAGCACAGUGGGUCCCUAUUAAGGCCGCAGCAAAGGAACUAUAAAAAUAUGACACGCGAGCGCAGGAUUGAGGCAAACGCACGCGAGCGCACUCGAGUUCACACUAUUUCCGCAGCGUAUGAGACAUUACGUAACGCUGUACCAGCAUAUGCAAGUUCCCAAAAACUAUCAAAGCUAUCGGUACUGCGCGUAGCCUGUUCCUACAUACUUACGUUAAGUCGCAUGGCUGGUAAGGACUACAGCUCCGACCAAUCUGAGCCGACUAUUGCUGAUUGUAUUGAGGCCAUUACAUCAACUAUUCAAACCGAGGGAAAAAUUAAACGGAAGAAAGAAGAGUAAAAUUAACCUAUUUUCAACAAGCUGAGCCUUAAUUUACUAAAGACUUUGAAUGUGACUGAGUUAACACUUAUUACUAAUUUAGAGUGUCCUUAAGUGUUGUCAAAAUAGUUCCUGAGCAGGCACUUAUGUCCAUACAUGACAAAGCGGUUAUGCACAAAUAAAGUAUGGAAAUACACAUAAGUUGUAUUAGCUUUUUUGUUACGCUAAAAAGUUGGGUUGAAGAGGGAAAACCAAACACGCUGUUGGUAAUUUUCAUAUAUCUGCAUAUGUAUAUAGGAUAUGUAUAAUAUUAUAUUUUUAGGAUGUGAAAUAUGCCAUGUGAUCUUAUUUUAAACUUGCUUUUAAUGUAAACAUCUAUAAUAGAUAAGGCAGAAGCCAAAACAUGCUCUGCAGUACAAAGAAUACAAAUUUAAAUUUAAAUUUAAAACUUUUUAAAAGACAAUAAGCGUAAUCAUGCAGAAAACCUAUGACAAUAACUGUACUUUUGUCAGAAACCAACAAGGGUGUUGUACGUUUUUAAGAAUAGUUUUUAAGUCAAUCAUUAUGUUUAAAUAAUGUUCGCUUUAGACUUCAAAGGUCAAUUGUACUGCUUCGGCUCAUGUAAUUGUAUAAAUUUGAACAUAAUUAAGGAAAUCUUUAUAUUUGUAUGCAUUAUGGAAUGUUAUGAAAAUAUAAAAGAUAUUUGGAGUAAUUUAUCCCAUGUGUAAACACUCAACACAUAACCGAUAAUCUCAUUUGAGUAAUAAUUAAGUGCCAUAAAAGCAGAAUGCUGAAAUACAAAAUUGACUAUCAUAUUAAA
This is a messenger RNA of Drosophila grimshawi, 2224 nucleotides long. RefSeq lists its product as uncharacterized. Bases 337 to 1425 code for a protein of 362 amino acids. The record is from RefSeq and is a predicted model, not a curated record. Gene Ontology annotation, molecular function: protein dimerization activity; DNA-binding transcription factor activity. The transcript is spliced from 2 exons. NCBI's taxonomy places the organism in Eukaryota, Metazoa, Arthropoda, Insecta, Diptera, Drosophilidae.